GACACGGAGGUACAGAGUGCAGGGGCUGGAGUGCUGUGCGAGCGCUGGUAUCGGUUGGGCCGUGUCCUCGCGGACGAUUCGGGAGUCCCCUCAGUAGCCGGUGUACCGGGAGAAGUGACUGGUCGCGGCGGGACCGUAGCUAGCGGAGCCAGUGGGUUAUAAUAAUUAUCAGCCAUCGUCCCGUGUGUAUUCCUGAACGAGGACGGUGAUACGAUUAGCAGACGAUUGCCCACCCACAGUGUCCACUCGCCACAUCUCCACAACGGGCUCUCCAUGUCACGCGUGUCGUUGUAGCGGCUAGAGGUGGUCGGGGAGGAAUUGACUUAUCGACACCUCAUUCAUUGACUCUCAACCUCCGCCGGUAUACCACCUACAUUGGUGUCCGUGUUGGACAUGGCGGUGCUCGAUCUGGCCCUGCAGGGGCUCGCCAUCUUCGGCGUCAUCCUCUUCUUCGUUCUGUGGUUCAUGCACUUCUUAUCUAUCGUUUACACGAGGCUACAUCUCAACAAGAAAGCAUCUGACAAGCAACCGUACAGCAAGCUACCUGGUGUUUCACUUCUUAAACCGCUGAAGGGGGUCGACGCUAACCUCAUCAACAAUUUAGAGACAUUUUUUGAACUGGACUAUCCAAAAUUUGAAAUCCUCCUUUGUGUGCAAGAUAUCGAUGAUCCAGCGGUGGAUGUAUGUAAAAAGCUGCUGGGCAAGUACCCCAACGUGGAUGCCAAAUUAUUUAUAGGUGGUAAAAAGGUUGGUAUCAAUCCAAAAAUAAACAACUUAAUGCCUGGAUAUGAAGUUGCCAAAUAUGAUCUCAUCUGGAUCUGCGAUAGUGGGAUCAAAGUAAAACCUGACACCCUCACAGACAUGGCCAAUCAAAUGACAGAGAAAGUUGGUUUGGUUCAUGGGCUCCCCUACGUGGCAGACAGACAGGGCUUUGCUGCUACGUUAGAACAGGUUUACUUUGGCACCUCACAUCCACGUUCAUACAUCUCUGCCAAUGUAACAGGUUUCAAGUGUGUAACAGGAAUGUCUUGUUUGAUGAGAAAAGAGGUUCUGGAUCAAGCUGGUGGACUUAUUGCCUUUGCUCAGUACAUAGCAGAGGACUAUUUUAUGGCCAAAGCUAUAGCUGAUCGUGGUUGGAAGUUUUCUAUGGCUACACAAGUUGCAAUGCAAAAUUCUGGCUCAUAUUCUAUAUCCCAGUUUCAGUCUCGAAUGAUCAGGUGGGCAAAGCUGAGGAUCAACAUGCUUCCUGCCACCAUCAUUUGUGAACCAAUCUCCGAAUGCUUUGUUGCCAGUUUAAUAAUUGGCUGGGCAGCUCAUCACAUCUUCCGAUGGGACAUCAUGGUGUUUUUUAUGUGUCACUGCUUGGCUUGGUUCAUAUUCGAUUACAUCCAGCUCCGAGGUGUUCAGGGAGGGCCGCUUUCAUUUUCAAAAUUGGAUUAUGCCGUCGCCUGGUUCAUCAGAGAAUCCAUGACGAUAUACAUCUUUCUGUCUGCUUUAUGGGACCCUACAAUCAGCUGGAGGACAGGACGCUAUAGAUUACGGUGCGGGGGCACUGCAGAAGAAAUCAUAGAUGUAUAGCCAUGGAGCUGUGACUGUAUAUGUAUAUAUAUAAAUAUUCAAAGAGAAAAAAAAAACAAAAAGGAAAAAAAGUAUUAUAAGUUAUGUUUAUACAAGUUUUUUGAAUAGUUUUAUUACAUGUAUGUUUUGCUAUCUGAUCCUUAAUUUAUUUUGCAUGGCACUUGCGUCUGUGAAAAGAAAACGUUUCUAAUCUGGGCCAUACGUGGGUAGUUCAUUACCAUUUUUGUUUGCGUACACUGGGGAGAACCUGAAGUCAUUUAUAAGCGCUCUGCAGUAAACUGCAUCGGAAGCAGAACGGAAACGCAGGCUUUAAGGAGCUGAUGAACAGAGAGCUGAUCUUUAGAACUGGCACUGGCUAAUUUGCAAUAUGCUGAUGCUCUUCUAGGGGGGAAAAUAAUGGAAGGAUUAACCCUUGCGUGCCGGGCUGUCAUAGCCCCUCUUGACACUAAAUGAGGUUAAAAGAAA
Spea bombifrons (plains spadefoot toad) is the source of this 2043-nucleotide messenger RNA. RefSeq names its product UDP-glucose ceramide glucosyltransferase (gene UGCG). The record is from RefSeq and is a predicted model, not a curated record. Gene Ontology annotation, cellular component: membrane. Bases 394 to 1578 code for a protein of 394 amino acids. Lineage: Eukaryota; Metazoa; Chordata; Amphibia; Anura; Pelobatidae. The transcript has 9 exons. Gene Ontology annotation, biological process: glucosylceramide biosynthetic process. Gene Ontology annotation, molecular function: ceramide glucosyltransferase activity.